AUGGCAGAAGUGUUUGACUUAGCUCACGCACUGGUAUGGAAACUAUCUGAUCCCGCACUGGAAGAGGAUACGAUUGUGGCCUCAAAGUUCCUCCCCAACUACAGACUCGCGGAAUUAGAGUCGGCCAGCGCGUUGGACGUGCUACUCCGGACGGCGCGUGCUCUAGUUGGCAGGCUCAUCAAUCGACAUUGUCGCCUCAAUCGCAUUCCUCCAGAGCUUCUGACCCACAUUUUCUCGUUUGUCUUGAACGACGGCCAGGGUAACCGACAAUAUCGCGACCCGCAACAUCCGUCCUGGUCCCCGAGAGGUCCGGCAGGCCAACCCCGCAAUUUAGUCCCACUGACCGCAGUCUGUCAACGAUGGCGUAACAUUCUACUGGAGACGCCUCUCCUGUGGUCCACUGUCGACGACCACGUACAUUUCGAGGUCCCUCAUUUCACGUACUACAUACACCGUUGCCCUCGCGGACCCCUGUUCGUGCAUUUGCACGAGUGGCCCCAUAGGAAGAUAUUGAGACUGCUGGAGUCCCACGGCGAGCGCGUUCAGGACCUCUUCAUGAACAAGUGUGGCGCUUCCCAUAUCAUAGAUCUGUUCAAAGCGGAAGAGCUGCAGCGUUGUCGCUUGAAGUUCAGCUGCGGGGACUAUGCUGGUGGCCCCUUCCAUGCGCUCUUCCAGGGACGCGCCCCGAAGCUACAAAGACUGCAGUUGGAGGGCUCUCCCUUCCUCCCGUCCAACCACUUUCCCAGUCUUACCCACCUCAUCCUGGCUUGCCACCCGAUUGUCUUCUUUAGCGCUGAAGACCUUCAGGUAUUCCUGUCCGGUUGCCCUAGGCUCGAGUCGCUUUACAUCAAAACACGGGACAUAUCCCAGAUUCAAGUACCGGAGAAAUCCCCCACCGCGCGUAGCCCCCGCCUUCUACACCUUCGGAAAUUUUCCAUGAUCGCCGCUGCAGACUGGCAAGAUGGGCAGAACUUCAGCUUUGGCAACGAACCCGCAACUCAGGCCGAGCUUUCCGAGUUUAGAGACAAGCGCAGCGCUCUGCAAUACGCCCUCCUGUCAGCCGCCGUCCAAGUUCCGCAGUGCCUUGUCUACUUCAAUCCCAUAGCUUCCGCCAACUUGCAGAUCUGCGCGGAUCAUCUGUCGACGCUGAUCAGGCCUUCGUGCAUGCGCAUCGUCGAGACGGCUACCGCCUCGUUUACCCCGAAUCGUCUAUCGCUUGAGCUCGUCCACCCCUCGGAGCCUCAGGGCGUGCGCUUCGACUUGCAACUGGAUCGCGACGGCGAAGAUGUGGAGACCGCCAGGCAGAAUCUGCAGCGGGCUAUGGCUACCUCCCCGCUCUUCUCCGAUAUCCACGAGCUCCAUAUGCACUCCGGCUCCUCCGUAUUCCUGUGCCCGCCACAUUCUAUACUCCGGAGCCUACCCUCCCUGAAGUACUUGAUAUUCGGCUUUGACGAGCUGAAAAAAGCGGCGAGAAAUAGCAUAUUGGACACGCUCUCGGACGUAGACGGAGGCUCGGUCGUUUGUCCCCAGCUCGACUCCUUGUGGAUCGUAUUUCCCGACGGAGUGUCGACCAAGCCUCAUAUCGAGCGAAUGCACGCCAUCCUCGUCAGGCGCAUGGAAAUUUUGGGGCAUCCACUUCAACGCCUCCUCGUCCAGUUCGGCGACCAGCACGGUGCGAGGUCAGUACAGAAUGCGCGUGCGGAGCUAGGCGGUCUUGUGGAGCACCUCACGUUGGUCACGCGAUACUCGGAUGGGGCUCGAGUGAAGCGCGAGAAUCCCUGGCUACGUGAUUGGCAGGAUCUGGUCCCGCCGGGUUGUCGAGCUGGGGAGGACGAGAUUACUGAGCAUUGGCCUGGGUGGUAG
Messenger RNA from Trametes versicolor FP-101664 SS1, 1863 nucleotides. RefSeq lists its product as uncharacterized. The record is from RefSeq and is a predicted model, not a curated record. Lineage: Eukaryota; Fungi; Basidiomycota; Agaricomycetes; Polyporales; Polyporaceae. The transcript is spliced from 3 exons. Gene Ontology annotation, molecular function: protein binding. The coding region runs from base 1 to 1863 and encodes 620 amino acids.